Messenger RNA from Jaculus jaculus (lesser Egyptian jerboa), 2701 nucleotides. It is a transcript of the gene Pfkl, whose product is annotated as phosphofructokinase, liver type. The transcript is spliced from 22 exons. The coding region runs from base 56 to 2413 and encodes 785 amino acids. The record is from RefSeq and is a predicted model, not a curated record. NCBI's taxonomy places the organism in Eukaryota, Metazoa, Chordata, Mammalia, Rodentia, Dipodidae. Gene Ontology annotation, biological process: canonical glycolysis; fructose 1,6-bisphosphate metabolic process; fructose 6-phosphate metabolic process. Gene Ontology annotation, molecular function: AMP binding; 6-phosphofructokinase activity; monosaccharide binding. Gene Ontology annotation, cellular component: membrane; cytoplasm; 6-phosphofructokinase complex.
CCCGGAACGCCGAGCGCGGCCGGAGAGCAGCGGGCCCCGGCUCUAGGCUGCCGCCAUGGCCACCGUGGAUCUGGAGAAGCUGCGCAUGUCGGGCGCCGGCAAGGCCAUCGGCGUGCUGACCAGCGGCGGCGAUGCGCAAGGUAUGAAUGCCGCUGUCAGGGCCGUGACUCGCAUGGGCAUUUACGUGGGGGCCAAAGUCUUCCUCAUCUACGAGGGCUACGAGGGCCUUGUGGAAGGAGGUGAGAACAUCAAGCCGGCCAACUGGCUCAGCGUGUCUAACAUCAUCCAGCUGGGUGGCACCAUCAUUGGCAGUGCCCGCUGCAAGGCCUUCACUACACGGGAGGGCCGCCUGGCAGCAGCCUACAACCUGGUCCAACGUGGUAUCACCAACCUGUGUGUCAUCGGCGGGGAUGGCAGUCUCACGGGGGCCAACAUCUUCCGCAGCGAGUGGGGCAGCCUGCUGGAAGAGCUGGUGAGGGAAGGUAAGAUCUCAGAGUCCACAGCUCAGACCUAUGCGCACUUGAACAUUGCCGGGUUGGUGGGCUCCAUUGAUAAUGACUUCUGCGGCACGGACAUGACCAUUGGCACGGACUCAGCCCUGCAUCGCAUCAUGGAGGUCAUUGAUGCCAUCACCACCACGGCCCAGAGCCACCAGAGAACCUUCGUGCUGGAGGUGAUGGGGCGUCAUUGCGGGUACCUGGCGUUGGUGUCUGCGUUGGCUUCAGGGGCAGACUGGCUGUUCAUCCCCGAGUCACCUCCCGAGGAUGGCUGGGAGAAUUUCAUGUGUGAGAGGCUCGGCGAGACUCGGAGCCGGGGGUCCCGACUCAACAUCAUCAUCAUAGCGGAGGGCGCCAUCGACCGCCACGGGAAGCCCAUCUCGUCCAGCUACGUGAAGGAUCUGGUGGUCCAAAGGCUGGGCUUCGACACACGAGUGACCGUGCUGGGCCACGUGCAGCGAGGAGGGACCCCCUCGGCCUUUGAUCGUAUCUUGAGUAGCAAGAUGGGCAUGGAGGCCGUGAUGGCGCUGCUGGAGGCCACCCCCGACACGCCAGCCUGUGUGGUCAGCCUGUCGGGGAACCAGUCGGUCCGGCUGCCCCUCAUGGAGUGUGUGCAGGUGACCAAGGAAGUUCAGAAGGCCAUGGAUGGCAAGAGGUUUGACGAGGCCAUCCAGCUCCGUGGCAGGAGCUUCGAGAACAACUGGAACAUUUAUAAGCUUCUUGCCCACCAGAAGAUCUCCAAGGAAAAGUCCAACUUCUCCCUGGCUAUCCUGAAUGUGGGGGCCCCUGCUGCUGGCAUGAACGCAGCUGUGCGCUCGGCGGUCCGCACCGGCAUCUCCCAGGGCCACACGGUUUACGUCGUGCACGAUGGUUUUGAAGGUCUGGCCAAGGGUCAGGUGCAAGAAGUGGGCUGGCACGAUGUGGCAGGCUGGCUGGGGCGUGGCGGCUCCAUGCUGGGGACCAAGAGGACACUGCCCAAGGGCCACCUAGAGGCCAUUGUUGAAAAUCUCCGCACCUACAACAUCCACGCCCUGCUGGUCAUCGGUGGCUUUGAGGCCUACGAGGGGGUGCUGCAGCUGGUGGAGGCCCGCGGGCGCUUCGAGGAGCUCUGCGUCGUCAUGUGCGUCAUCCCCGCCACCAUCAGCAACAACGUGCCGGGCACGGACUUCAGCCUGGGCUCCGAUACCGCCGUCAACGCCGCCAUGGAGAGUUGUGACCGAAUCAAGCAGUCAGCCUCCGGGACCAAGCGCCGUGUGUUCAUUGUGGAGACCAUGGGGGGCUACUGUGGUUACCUGGCCACGGUGACGGGCAUUGCCGUGGGGGCCGAUGCUGCCUACGUCUUCGAGGACCCUUUCAAUAUUCACGACUUGAAGGCCAACGUGGAACAUAUGACAGAGAAGAUGAAGACGGACAUCCAGAGGGGUCUGGUGCUUCGGAAUGAGAAAUGCCAUGAACACUACACUACAGACUUCCUGUACCACCUCUACUCCUCGGAGGGCAGGGGCGUGUUUGACUGCAGGACCAACGUGCUGGGCCACCUGCAGCAGGGUGGCGCUCCAACCCCCUUUGACCGGAACUACGGUACCAAGCUGGGGGUGAAGGCCAUGUUGUGGAUGUCAGAGAAGCUGCGGGAAGUCUACCGUAAGGUGCCUGUGUCCACAGGGCGGGUGUUCGCCAAUGCCGCAGACUCAGCCUGUGUGAUUGGUCUGAAGAAGAAGGCAGUGGCUUUCAGCCCGGUCACCGAGCUCAAGAAAGACACUGAUUUCGAGCAUCGCAUGCCCCGGGAGCAGUGGUGGCUGAACUUGCGGCUGAUGCUGAAGAUGCUGGCGCACUACCGCAUCAGCAUGGCCGACUACGUGUCUGGGGAGCUGGAGCACGUCACUCGCCGCACGCUGAGCAUCGACAAGGGCUUCUGAGGCCUUCGCCUGCCCACCUCCCUCCCUUCCAGUGCCAGCCACAGCCCCUGGCCAUGAGCAGGACUCACACGGGACUCAGAGCCCAUGGGGGGGGCGGUCUGCUCUGCUGCUCUGGGCUCUCCUUCUAGCCGCAGGCUUCUCCCAGGAUGGAGCACCCUGGGACCCUCACCCUGGGGCCCGUGUUGGGUAUGUCCACAUCAACCUUUCCCUUCACUGGCCUGCUGGCUACCCCACUGCGUGAUUGAAUAGAACCUCACGUUUUCUAGAAAUAAAAGUACCUCGAUUGUG